AUGGCUAUUUCAGCUUCAUUGCCCACAUUAACUGGCUCAUCCCACACCUCACGACCGUCCCUAUCCCUCGAUAUUGCCAACAUGCGCGCACUCUCCCAGCCGACACCCCCCUCCAACACCCUCCUAAUCACCGAUCUCCACGAUCUACUCGUCUUCCAACCCUCAGCACUGGAAGAAAUCCGCAACCAAAUUACCGCCGUGGCCCCUCUAAACUCCUUCUCCCCACUCCCCUCAAUGCGCCGCAUCGUGUGCUCCUUCCACAACGACUCCGACGCCACAGCAGUGCGCCAACUCCUCGACGGCAAGCGUCUCCUAAACCGAGACGUACACCCCCGGAUCUACUUCGGCGAGCCGACCGCAAUCCUAGACGGCGGGCGGCCCAAACUCCUCGAAGCCCCGCAAGUCUCCAAGAUGUUCUUUAUCUCGCCGCCGCCCAGCCCGCCCCACGGAUGGGUCAUGCGCAACGAGGACCCGCCCAACAAGGAAGUCCACGCGACGGAUCUGGCCCAUGCACUGUCCAUGCUGAAGACGGACCAGAUGCAGCCUGAGACCUCUACCGACCCGGCCACGCCGGUCUCUAUCUCCUCUGACAAGCGCACGCCCAGCUGGCCGCUUGCGGGCUCCCAGCAGCGUAGCAGGAGCAGCACCCUCAUCUACAAUCCCGAGGACCAUGGUGGUAGUCCUAAUCUUCCGGCUGUUAUGGUUGAGGAUAUGACGCUGGAUAUUGAUGAAGACGUAGAUAUGGAUGCGUUGAGCCCGAUUGAGAUGUCGGUCAACCAAAUGCCGCCUAAGACUGCUCGUCCGCCGGUUGAGUUGAUGGAGUAG
Molecule: messenger RNA, 825 nt
Organism: Penicillium egyptiacum
Lineage: Eukaryota; Fungi; Ascomycota; Eurotiomycetes; Eurotiales; Aspergillaceae
Source: the annotation of a GenBank genome assembly